Messenger RNA from Candida albicans SC5314, 1152 nucleotides. RefSeq lists its product as uncharacterized. The record is from RefSeq and is a predicted model, not a curated record. The transcript has a single exon. NCBI's taxonomy places the organism in Eukaryota, Fungi, Ascomycota, Pichiomycetes, Serinales, Debaryomycetaceae. The coding region runs from base 1 to 1152 and encodes 383 amino acids.
AUGAAGAACCAAUUGUUAGAUCACCAAGAAAUUAUAAAUUCAUGUUUUAAACCCCCACAAGAAGCCAUUGAUGAUUUACAGAAGCACAAGGAACUGUUCCCACUUGGCUUUAUAACAUCAGAUUGUUCGGCACUUGUCGACAAAUAUGGAACACUCAAGGUAUAUCAAGCCAUCGAUACCAGUUUAAACGAAACUGGUAUAAGUCAUGCAGAGAUUUUGAGUCAUUAUCCAGAAUAUAUCGAAAAUGAUUCAUUUGAAUGCUUCUCGCUGCAAAUUACUAUUUCAAACAAAGAAACAGGUUAUACUUGUGAAGAAUUGUUAAAAUUAAGGGAGGAAUUGAUAUAUAUCCAUAGAACAUUAGAUUUUACAAUUGUAAAUAAACUCAUGGCUUUUGUUACUUUCGUAGAGGAACCAGUAUAUGAUAAUAAUUCAUUAGAAAUGAUGACAUUAACAAAUUUAAUCAACAAUCUAGACUUAGAUUUCAAUGGCACUGUGGAACAUAUUAAAGUAGAUCAAUUUAAAAAUCGACAAUUAUUAUCAUUCCAAUUACCAAUGUACAUUAGAUCACAAGCAAGAAGUUUAUUCGAAACAAAUUUCUUAAAUAAAAAAGAUAAAAUAGUAAAAGAAUAUGAUCCUGUGAUUCUGUAUACUCAACCUCCGGGUAAAAAGGGACAAUCAGAAAUUAAAGAUUAUGUUUGUUAUUUUAUUGUUGAUCUUUAUUCAGGGCAGAUCCCUAAACGAAGAAUCAUUACUACUACUACUACUACUACCAAAAGAAAAUCAACAAAAACAAAAGCAAAUUCUGGUAAACAAAAAAAUAUACUAGAUAAAUGUACAUCAAAAGUUGUAUCAAGGUGUCGAUUUUGUGCAUAUUGUAGAGCAAUGACUCAUACAAAAUAUCAAUGUCCAUUUAUUAAACCUUGUACUAAAUGUCGUAUAAAAGGUCACAAAACAUCUAGUUGCAAAAACGAUACUUUGACUGCCGAAGAGGAUACAAAAAAUUUGGAAAAGAAACAAUAUUUCCCACCGUUACCAAAUAAAGAGGUUCAAAGGUAUACAGAGAAGGAAUCUAUAAAAUCAAAAACUCUUAAGGAACCCAAAAGAGAGGUGAACAUCUUGUUACUAAAGAAAAACCAGGUUAUAUCUACAUAA